This is a messenger RNA of Heterocephalus glaber (naked mole-rat), 1009 nucleotides long. The record is from RefSeq and is a predicted model, not a curated record. Lineage: Eukaryota; Metazoa; Chordata; Mammalia; Rodentia; Bathyergidae.
GGAGGCCCGCCCCACAAGGUAGCAAGGCGCGCAGACCCCGGGAGGCCCAGCGCGCAGAUUCCAGGAGGUCGCAGCCAUGCAUCGGACGCGCGCCAGUGCCCGCCUGCGGAUCGUGCUGGGACACCUCGACCACCUGGCGGCCAGGGCGCUGGUAGCUCACCCCGCCUCAGGGACUGUCCCCCCGAGUCCCAGUUCUCAACGCUUCCAAUAUACUUUGGAUAAUGAUGUCCUGGCCCUGGAACAGAGAAAAUUUUAUGAAGAUAAUGGGUUCCUUGUCAUUAAAAAUCUGGUAUCUGAUGCUGAUAUUGGCGGAGUUAACAUCAUGUUCCACGGGAUCCAGGACUAUGAGUGGGACAGUCCCCGCGUGCACCUCAUCAUGGAGAAGGGAGACACUGUUUUCUUUCACCCUCUGCUCAUCCAUGGAUCUGGGCGGAACAAAACGCAAGGAUUCAGGAAAGCAAUUUCCUGCCAUUAUGCCAGUGCCAGUUGCCAUUACAUCGACGUGAAGGGCACCAGUCAAGAAGGCAUCGAGAAGGAAAUGAUCCAAGUAGCAAACAAAUUGGGCGUAACUGGAGAUGAUUGGAACAUGAAGGAUAUUUUGAAGUCUCGAGCCCGGCUUGUGAAGGGAGAAAGAAUUAACCUUUGAAAUACCCUUCAUUAUAAUGCUUUUGAAGGAAGUCAAAAUGAAGCAAGGAGGCCAAGGAAAAUGUUUUCUUAUUGGGGUGAUGUAAUCUUUCCUAUCCCUUUUUAACAAAAUCAAGAAAUACCUAUCGGGGACUUGAUUGCGUAGAGUUCAUUUUGCAAUACAGCGCUGUUGCUUUAAUGGAAGUAGAAACAGUGAAAUUGAAAUGUUAUUGUUCGAAGAACAAUUUUGUGGGCUGAGUAUUUAGCUCAGUGUUGCCACUGCCUGACUCCAAGCGCAAGGUCCUGAGUUUGAUUCCCGGUACCAAAAAAGAAAAAAACGAUUUUGUGGUUACAGACAAUAAAAGUGAUCGGUGUAUAAUUUAAA